GUCCAUCAAGUCAAAUGAAAACUGAAGAUAGAAAGGGUGAAAUCAAUUUCUGAUAUUAUUAGAAUUAUAAAUCUAAUCUUCAUAACGGAUUCAUGCGGAAUCUCCGAGAGAAGAGAUACACCGCAGUCACAAAUUGCAUUGCACGCUUCUCUCUUUUAAUGCACUUCAACUUUGGAUUUAUCCUUCUCACACAUACUAUAACCUAACUCCACCCUUUCUUCUUAUCAUCCCCACCCCACUACUUCCUUUCUCAUCACAACAAACACAUUUUCAAUUUUUAUCUAUUUUUGAGAACUGGGUUCUCAGUGUUCCACAUUAUUUUUUUUUUAUUUUUUUUGCUUUCCCCUUAGUUAAAGAUCUGGCCUUUUGGGGUUUGGUGUCCCUUGCUUGAGAUGUAACAAUCUGGGUUUCGUUGGGCUGUGUUUUCGUUGUGAAUCUCGUUCCGUGUAGAUAGGUAUCAGGGGUUCCAGGAGAUGGGUGCUGAUCUUGAAGCUAAAUUGUCCAAAACAACUUCUGUUUUUGGUCUUAUGGUUUGGGAAAUAAUUGGAAUUGGGGUUGGAUUGUUUAUUAUUGUCAUCCUUUGUGUGCUCUCAUUUUGCCUUACUUCAAGGAAGAAACCUGUAAAAGCCAGGGACGAGAUUCCUGUUAGUCAUACUCAUAUACCUACGGUCUCAAAGGAAAUCAAGGAAGUGCGGGUUGAGCGAAUGCCGGCAAAUGAAUUUGUUCCUCGGGAAGGAAUACUUCUUACAAUUCAUGAUAAAUCCAGUGACAAAGAAUCAGACAAAGUUAUGCUUCAUUUAGGCGUAGGGAUGAUGAAGCAUGGGGAUAGUGGCAGUUAUUCGGGUUCGUUUCAUGGCUUGGAGAAAGAUGGAGGAGGGUCACAAUCAGGGGAAGAAAUUAGCUCUGGCACAGUUGGAACGUACAAUCCCUCUUCUUCAUACCCUUUAACAGCUCCUUCACCUCUCUCUGGCCUUCCAGAAUUCUCUCAUUUGGGUUGGGGUCACUGGUUUACACUGAGAGAUCUUGAACAUGCUACAAACCGUUUUUCAAAAGAAAAUGUAAUUGGUGAGGGUGGGUAUGGAGUUGUUUACCGGGGACAGUUGAUCAAUGGGACUCCAGUCGCAGUUAAAAAGAUACUCAAUAACAUUGGUCAAGCUGAAAAAGAAUUUAGAGUGGAAGUUGAAGCUAUUGGUCAUGUGCGGCAUAAAAAUCUGGUUCGUCUGUUGGGGUACUGCAUGGAGUGGACUCACAGGAUGUUAGUCUAUGAGUAUGUCAAUAAUGGGAACUUAGAGCAAUGGCUUCAUGGAGCUAUGAGACAUCAUGGAUAUCUUACCUGGGAAGCACGUAUCAAGAUUCUCCUUGGCACAGCUAAAGCGCUUGCAUAUUUGCAUGAAGCGAUUGAGCCAAAAGUGGUACACCGAGAUAUCAAGUCAAGCAACAUAUUAAUUGAUGAUGAAUUUAAUGCCAAGGUUUCUGAUUUUGGCCUGGCCAAGUUACUGGGUGCUGGGAAGAGUUAUGUUGCAACGCGAGUUAUGGGAACCUUUGGAUAUGUGGCUCCUGAAUAUGCAAAUACUGGUCUUCUAAAUGAAAAAAGUGAUGUUUAUAGCUUCGGUGUUGUGUUAUUGGAAGCAAUUACUGGAAGGGAUCCAGUUGACCAUGGUCGUCCAUCACAGGAAGUUAAUAUGGUUGAUUGGCUGAAGAUGAUGGUUGGAAACAGGCGAUCAGAAGAAGUAGUGGACCCAAACAUUGAGGUGAGGCCAUCUACCAGAGCUUUGAAACGGGCCCUCUUAACUGCUUUGAGAUGUGUAGAUCCAGAUUCAGAGAAAAGACCCAAGAUGGGUCAAGUUGUGCGCAUGCUUGAGUCAGAGGAGUACCCUGUACCAAGAGAGGACCGUAGGCAUCGAAGAAAUCGUGAGGUUAACUCAGAAAUUGAAUCCCAGAAGGAUUGUUCUGACACGGAUGGCAGUGACAUUCAGGGUUCUAGAUCAGAAAGUGGAAGAUUCCUGGAUUUGCCAACCAAGAUGGGCAUGGCAGAAGGGUUCAGCAUGGGAUAAUAUUAUUUUGUGGUUUCCUUUCUUUUGGUGUAGAAGGAUAGGUAUUUGUUCUAGAAGGAUAUAUAUUGUUUGUGUAUGAAGGUGGAUGUUAUUUAUGAGAACCCUAAAUAUUGGGGGUGUGUACAGAAUUUGACAGCUUUCCUAGAUUCAUUUGAUAAAUCUGCUGGCCUUGUCACUGGGGAAAGUAAAAUAAACAGUAUGAUUGUACCUUUCUCAAGAGUCAAGACUUGCUUAGAUCCCGUUACAUGUUAUUUGUAUUUCAUUCCUUUUACAAUAAUAGUUACAAAUUUCCCGAUUCUUAUA
This is a messenger RNA of Cajanus cajan (pigeon pea), 2357 nucleotides long. The record is from RefSeq and is a predicted model, not a curated record. NCBI's taxonomy places the organism in Eukaryota, Viridiplantae, Streptophyta, Magnoliopsida, Fabales, Fabaceae.